This is a messenger RNA of Mycena indigotica, 678 nucleotides long. Its product is annotated as Mediator of RNA polymerase II transcription subunit 4. The record is from RefSeq and is a predicted model, not a curated record. The transcript has 3 exons. NCBI's taxonomy places the organism in Eukaryota, Fungi, Basidiomycota, Agaricomycetes, Agaricales, Mycenaceae. Gene Ontology annotation, biological process: regulation of transcription by RNA polymerase II. Gene Ontology annotation, cellular component: mediator complex; core mediator complex. The coding region runs from base 1 to 678 and encodes 225 amino acids. Gene Ontology annotation, molecular function: transcription coregulator activity.
AUGGCGAACGAUUCCGAUUCUAUGGUCGAGUCGCUGCUUCGUCCACUAUCAGAACUGCAGACUUUAUCCCACACCCUGUUCAUGUCUUUGUCUCCCCCACAAACCAAGCCGCCUCCCCCACCAUCUCUUGCUGCAUUCAUUGCUUGCGAUGAAGCAUUAGCAUCUGCUGUCAAUCUUGCGUAUACCCACCAAAUCAAACAACGGAAAAUCGAGGUUUUGAAAGAAGAGAUACUUGAACUCGACGGCCGAUGGCGCGAAAUUUGCACGCAACUGAAUGUGGGCAAGUAUGAGCUAGAGCAAGUGAUCGAGGAGGGUCAAGAGCUGACACAGUCGAUUGAGCAAGCGAAAAAGGCGUCCAUCCCAUAUCCCGAGCUGUUAGCUCUUGCUCAGAGCUUGAGCUCCUUCACUUCAGCACCGCCCAAUAUGUCACUCGACCCCUCACUUCCUGGCCAGCCUCCGCUGUUUUUCCCGCCGUUCCCAACCGAGGAAAAGCUACGCCGCGGCAAGCUAGAAAACGAGGCCCCUCUCGCAAUACUUGGCGAAACACAUUCUAUUGGAAGAGCUCCUGUGGUUUCGCCGCCCAAAGUGCUCGACCCCAAUGUCAAUUCCUAUCAACAAGAUCAUCGCCCUCAGCAGCAGCUGUUCGAUCUCGAUCUGGAUUUGAACCCAGAUCUGUAG